Messenger RNA from Paramecium tetraurelia, 3360 nucleotides. RefSeq lists its product as uncharacterized. The transcript is spliced from 4 exons. Gene Ontology annotation, cellular component: mitochondrial inner membrane. Gene Ontology annotation, biological process: mitochondrial respiratory chain complex III assembly. NCBI's taxonomy places the organism in Eukaryota, Ciliophora, Oligohymenophorea, Peniculida, Parameciidae. The record is from RefSeq and is a predicted model, not a curated record.
AUGGAAUUGAGAUAUAGGCUAAUACUAAUGACAGUAUUUCUCGCACUACUUUAUUUCCUUUGUAGUUUGAUAGUGCUAUUAGGAUUAUAUUUUAAAGGUACAAACAUUUCCUAGAGCGAAAUACUUUCUUCCUUGCUUUAUACUGAAACUUCAUUAAACUCAAUCCGAUUCACGAGAUACUAUUAUGGCCGAUCUAUUAGGCCAGAUAUCAAUUCCCUCUAUGGCAUAUCUAAUCUUGUCAAUUCCAUCAAUAAUUUUUAAUAAUUGAAUGAAAAAGAACUCGAUCAAGUAUUUUGGCACUUUUAACCAGCUACAAGUCUACAACAAUUGAAAGAUUAAUACUCAAACUAAUUUUCAACCUUAUAAUUAUAUUCAUCACUUACUAGAGUUAUAAAAAUCUAUAUUGAGAAUGCAAUAUUUGAAGAAAUCCAUUUGCUCUGCCAAAAUGGCUUGGGAAUCACCUUUCUCAGUAAAAAUGAAUCAAUAGCAAACGAAUGGUAUAAUAAAUCAAUUAAAAAUUGCUAAACACCAGACAAUUGCGAAUCUUUUUUAUCCCAAUUUUCUUCUUAAAUUGUUUUUCCUAAAAUAGAAAAUAAUAGCGAAAUCUGGAGUUUGAAUGUUGGCAAUCAAGCUCAUUAUUGUAAUUUUUAAAUUCAAACAAAAUUAAGUAUUCCCUUAAUAGUAAACUCCAAUUCACCAAUUAUCUAUUCUUUUCUAACAAACGGUUAACUAAAUGAGAUAUCAAAUGGUAAACUCAUAAAUGGAAGUUUGGAAAGUGCCUUAUCCCUAUGGCCUAAUUAAACUGAAGAUUUUUAAAGCCAACUAUAUUCAUUAAUAAGUGUCCCAAUCCAAUAGAGAGAAUGGAAUAUGAUCUACGAUGGGAUGGGUGAAUAGCGAAUAGUAUUUUUCCAAUCCUAUUACUUUACACACCCAAAUUAUCCCUCAAUAGAUUUAACCCAACAAUUAUUGAAAAACUGUUCAGUUGUUUUUCUAUAUUCGAUGUCACUGGUAGAUUAUUAAAAACUAGCUGGAGAAAAUAAUCUUGCUUAAUCUACACUGAUCAAUGAGAUAGUCAUAGGUUGUGCCAUUCAUAUUGCCUUGUUACUUUACUUUUGGAGAAAAGGAGUUAUAUUAGCUUUAUCCCUCGAAAUGCCAAUAAACCAAUUAAUCAAAUUAACUGACGUGGAUAUGAAGUAUCUAGAGAUUCAGGAUUUCAAUUUACAAAGCUAUUCUAAUUUAUUCUACAACCAGGAGAUUAGGCAAUCAUACGAAGUCAUAAUUAAUCUACUUAAUAGCAUCAAGUAUUCAAACAACAAACUCUUAUAAGAAUCAUAAGAAAUUAAUGAAGCUGAGGCACUUAUCAUUCUAAGCAUGUCUAAGAGUUUCUACAAGAAAUAUAACAACAAUCCUGCUGUUGGCAUCUGUGCUAACAAUAUCGCAAGAAUACAUAUGAAAAACCAAAGAUAUCUUGAGGCUAUGAACGAGUAAGAAGAAUCUGUCUUAAUUGCAAACCAAGAUUUAUAAAGUCUCAUUGAAAUGCAGAAGUAUGCGAAUUAAGCAGCCCAAACUCAUGAUGACCAACAACUUAUGAAAUUAUAUCUUCGAUUGAAAAACAACGUUCUAUAGAAGUUUUAGAGACAAGAUGAUUAGGUGAUGAGAAGUGUCAUAAAGGAUAUUGAAAAAAAAACUAAGGUAAUACAAAAUGCACAAACUAAUUUAUCUAGAGGACAAACUAUUCAAAAAUCUAGAAAUUAUAUAGAAACCUCACAGAUGAAAAGCUAGCCAGAAUUUGAAAAUCGAGGUCUGAGAUAAACAAUAAAUUAAGUCAAGAAUAUCACAUAAGAAGACCAAUAGAUUAAAUAAUAAAACUCUGAACUCUUAGAACCUAUAGAUAGUCCAAGGAGAUCCUCUCCAAGAAGGUCUUCUCCAAUAUCAAAAGCUUAUUUGGAUGAGGAAUUCCUACAAAAGAAAUAAAUCUUAGAAUAUAAGAUUGCUUUUCGAAAGUACCAAUUAGCUUGCAUUCUAUUUAAUUAUAGUAUGUCUAAAACAUAAUCAACAUUUUUGAAUGAAAGUGUUAAAUAAUUCAAUGAUGUGAUGGAUGACAUUUAAAAUCUCCCUGAUUCCUUCUCAAUUCAAUAUAUGAAAAUCAAUAUUUACAUAAAAAAAGCUUUCUGUUUUGUUAAGGCAAAGAUUAUGGAAAAGGCGUAUUAAGAAUUAAAGGAGGCUCAAAAUAAGUUCGCUAUCCUCAAAUCAAUUAAAGAUGACAUUAAGCAAUUGGAUUCUAAAGAGUUUGUGGAUAUCUUUAGAAAUAUACCUCUUGAAAUACUCCAAGAGAAGAUCUAUGGGUUAGAAGCUUUAAUCUUGAUGAUCAAUGAGGAUUACUUUUAGGCAUCAUAAAAAUUUGUGUCUAUUUUAAAAGCUGAUGGGUUUUAUGAUCCAGGACUAUAAAAAUUGGUUUUAAAAUCCUUAAUCAAGAUUUUUAAGAAAUGUUAAAUCGAUAUUGACUGUUUAAUAAAGUUUUCUUAAUAGAAUUAGCCAAAAAAGCUUGAAUUUAUCUUUUUGAUAGAUUAUUCAUCAGAAAUGACCAAUGAGUAAAUUACGUUGUCCCAUUCAAUGUGCAAAUAUGUUAUUCAAAAAUUGGACGAAGAUGCUGAGGUUGCAUUAUAUGCUUUUAAUGAAUCGCUACAUGAGAUAUUCUCAUUACAGGUUAAAGGAACUUAUAAGAAAUUGCUUGAAUCAAUAAUUGAUAAGACCUUAAUUAAACCUGGAGGACAGGCGAAUAUAUUUUUGGUGUUAGAAAUAGUGAUAGCAAUUCUAUUUGAAAAAGAUAAACUUGAAUAGAGAAAGCAAUUAGCGUUACAUCUAAAAUCAAAUAAGAUUAAAUAGCAGAUAGAGCAGGAAGAGUUUAAAUUUUCGGAUGUCGAAUUCAGGGGGUUUUCCAAUUCUUCGAAAAAUGGCAAAACCUUUUCAUAGGGGUUUAGUUAAAUAAUUAAGGAUGGUGAUGAAUUAUCGGAAAAUAAUAGUCUGCACGAAAACAUGAAUUAGUAUAAAAUCGACAUUGAUAUGAUUAAUGAGGAAAAAGAUGAUUAGGUGCUUAGAUAUGUUUGUGUGUUUAGUGAAGGAGUGAGAAAUUACAAUUAGAUGUCCAUCAAUCGGCUUCAAAGUUUAAUUAAGAAAAAGAAUAUACAUCUAUUAAUCUUUAACAUCGCCAAUCAAAAUAUGAAUAUGUUGUAUUUAAAAUAAUUAGCUAAUGUCUCUGAAGAGAGCAAGUUCUUUACUAAUGAAAGGGAUAUUGAGACUUUCUUUUAAUAGUUGAAGAGAAACGAUUUCAAUAAAAGAGUGUAUUUAGAAUUUUUUUGA